Aspergillus puulaauensis is the source of this 2325-nucleotide messenger RNA. Its product is annotated as putative R3H domain protein. Gene Ontology annotation, molecular function: nucleic acid binding. The record is from RefSeq and is a predicted model, not a curated record. The coding region runs from base 1 to 2325 and encodes 774 amino acids. The transcript is spliced from 4 exons. Lineage: Eukaryota; Fungi; Ascomycota; Eurotiomycetes; Eurotiales; Aspergillaceae. Gene Ontology annotation, biological process: galactose metabolic process.
AUGACGUCGCAAUCGUCUCCAAGAGACGGACAUCGUCUGUCAUUUGCAAAGAUUGCUGCUUUAGCUCCACCAUUGAAAUUGGAAACACCACAAACCUCAGACGAGAAAGACGACUCUCCAUCUCAUGAUGAACCGUCAUUUUCCGAACAACAAAACUCCAUUGGUGUUUUAUCCAAUCACGAGAGCCCAGAUUCCGCCGUCGAUCGAGAUAUUGACGGGUUGUCGAAAGCCGUCCAUUCUGCCAAUAUCUCAGAAAAGAAGAACCAGGGGAAUACCGGGUUCUCUAUAGAGGGCCAAGGGGAUGGGUCUUUGAGGCGGGAAGAUUCAUUCGAAGAUGAUCGCACUCAUCUGUCAAACUCCUCAACUAAACCAACAAGUUUCGAUUCAAAAAGUCUGGCAUCGGUCACAACUUUUGCAAUGGACGAAAAAGAUUCUCUGCGCCCCGAUGACAGUGCCAGCGUGCAGGCCAUAGAUGAGGAAGAGUCACUUUCUGGCCAUGCAUCGGGUGCACCGAAUUCAUUAACUGGAUCAGAAUCUGGGGCUCGUUUCCGAGACGUCCAACGACUGCGAAUGCCUUCCCACAAUACGAUUUCUAUCUUCAACGAUGGUUCCCAACGAGCGAACGGUCCAACUGCAACCGACUCCAUGGCUAACAACUUUGUUGUUUCCAACCCCGAUGCUUUCCCUGGUCAGCCCAUACACGGGUUCCCUUCUGAACCCGAUGAGAAGCUGCUUGAAGCUAUGAAGUCUCCUAAGGACCGUCUUUUGAUUCUUAAGCUGGAAGAAAAGGUCAGGAGCUUCAUUCAGAACUCCAAGGAACAAUCCUUGGAAUUGCCCCCCUCUAACGCCUUCGGCCGGCUGCUUGCGCACAAGUUAGGUGAUUACUAUCAUCUUACUCACUUUGUAGACAAUAAUGUCACAUCGGUUCGACUCCAUCGGACUCCUUUCUGUCGACUACCUACUCCACUAUCUCUCAUACAUGCUACCAGCAACGAGACUCCGCCACCUACAGUGCCUGCUAUGAAGAUCAUGCGACGUACGGAUGGGGAGCGCCCUUCUACCGAAGGUAGUAUAGCAGCAAGCUCCUCCUCUCCUUCGAAAGCUACGUCGGAAGCGGGUGAUAGUGGUAACGAUGCAGAGCGCGGGGGCUCAUCUGCUAAAGAUAGAUUGACUCUCACUAGGGAGGAACGUGAAGUAAAAUACCAAGAAGCCAGAGAGCGGAUAUUCCGUGAUUUUUCAGAGUCAAAAACUCCAGAAACGACGGGAGAAUCUACCGCGGACGUGUCCAGGUCAAGCUCUACUAGCGGACGCAAAAAGGCACAUAGGCAAAAGACGCCUCACGAUGACAGCUUCGAAGCACGAUCUCAGUUCAAUGCGUAUUACCCUGGAAUGCACUAUACCAACGGAUCUGUGCCCUACAACAUGGGCAUGCAGGAUCCUUCCUUUCCCAGCCAGCCUUACAUGGUAGGACCUGGUGUAGUCCCAUCCAAUAUGGGAUAUAUGCCCAGCCAGAAUAGUGUCAUGUAUCCCGGGCAGGUGAACAUGAACACUGCGCCGCAUUGUCCGAUUCCUGUGUCUCCACAAAUGAGUGCCUCGGGCCCCUGGCAAAACGGACCAACUUCACAACUGCCCUACACUGGGUAUUCCAUCAAUCAAUCACCCGCAAUGGCUCCGGCCAAACCUGCUGCCGCAAUAGGUAACUAUCCUGUUUCUAAUAAUGCGCAGUUCCAGGUCGCUCCUGCAGCCUGGUCGUCUCCCCCAUACCAAGCGGCGUAUCCGCAACCUACCCAUCGAAAUCAAGCUCCAAUUCCCUGGUCAAACUACCAAGCACAACCGCCCAGUGCCGCUCCUUAUCCAUACACGCAAUACCCAGGCCAGCCGUUGAAUACUGGGUUACCAAACCACGCGGCCUCGCAUCCUUUGCAGGGCAACUUCAACAGAUCUCCGUUUAAUCCUCAAACUCGUUCCUUCGUUCCUGGUGGUGCUACUGGCUUCGGCCGGCCUCCAAACAACAAUGUCCCACCAAGCAUGGCCCCAUAUUCAACCAUGCAGGUAAAUGUCCAGCCCCAGUGGAAUCAGGAACAAAUCGGCGGAAACCUGUCUCGCGGACCGAUACAGGGAGGUAGAGAUUCGAUCGCAAAAUUCGGGACUCCUGCGCAUCUUCCUCCAAAACCCCCACCAUCCGAAGUCCCAUCUGAUUUUGAGUUGAAGCACCGGAAUGCCACCUCCGCGAGCAACUCGUACCCGAACAACACCGCGCCACCACCCCAGAACGGCCCGCUGGUUGUUUCGGGAGGUACUGGCGUGCCACGACCGAAUCAAUAA